Messenger RNA from Anopheles funestus (African malaria mosquito), 3270 nucleotides. RefSeq lists its product as uncharacterized. Gene Ontology annotation, molecular function: guanyl-nucleotide exchange factor activity. Lineage: Eukaryota; Metazoa; Arthropoda; Insecta; Diptera; Culicidae. The record is from RefSeq and is a predicted model, not a curated record. Gene Ontology annotation, cellular component: cytoplasm. The coding region runs from base 485 to 3193 and encodes 902 amino acids. Gene Ontology annotation, biological process: axon guidance. The transcript is spliced from 7 exons.
CAAAGCAGUUCUGUCAACAUCACGCUAAAUCCGUAACGCAAAUAAAUAAGCGCCCACCGUCUGUUUGCCGAUGUGUCCACACAUCGGUAUCGGAUCGAAAUCCAUUAUUCGCAACUUCUGAUAGCACGCGCACACGGGCAGAUAGGCCGUCGGUAGACAUUCCUGUGCCAAGCGAGAUAAGCAACUUCCCCAUUCUACUAGUCUUGGACGUCGAUAUGAUCGAUAAUGGACAGUUCGCUAUGUACCUUUCGACUGGACGGAUGGUGUUCACGCGUACAGGCGUGUGUACCAUAAAACAUUGAAGAGUUCGUCGUUUCACUAGUGUUGGAGCUUACUCCUCAAAGCGUGAAUGCGUUAUCUAAUCAAUCGGCUGGACAUUUGCCUGCUCACUUUCAUCUUAACGGAGUGUUCCGUAUGAAGUGUUUGUUCUUAACUUCGUUCCUUGUGCUCCACCAAAGUGUCAGUUUAAUAGCUCACAACAAAAAUGCAUCCGAUUCGUCCACCGAUUCCACCGAAACCGAGGCUACCCGGUGUGGCACACAUCCGGGAUUUCCGUGACAGUGGUAUUUCCAUUUCGGACGACCGUACCGCAUCGACGGAUUCGCUCAAGCGAACGAUUAACACCUUCGAUACGGUCUCCACACCCGCCACACCGAGUGCCGUGCGUCAAUUAGCAAGUCAGUUUGAAACGAUCGCGCGUCUCAGUAACCCAAAUAUACAGCGAUCGAUCGAUGAUAGAAGUAAAAGCCCACCAGUGCCACGGAAACCAUCCACCACAGUGCAAAUGCAGGAACUUCGAACGAAAAUCGAACAUACACUGAUGGUUGCGCCAAAGCCGCACUCCCUUCCAACCCUACCUUCGUCGCACGAUCGAACGAAGCUUUCACGUCGGGCGAGCGCCAUUGCCGAAAGGAUAUACGAUACCGUGUACGAGAGAGACCAUACGGGACAUCAUAAACACGAACCUCCUGAGGUAGUCUACGAAGAGUUAGAUGAUCCAACCUUAACCGAUGGCUAUUCUUCGUUUGAGUCGUCCACCGAUGAGGAAGAUGUCAUAGGCGAAGGACAAAACAUUAAGAACAACUACUACUACUCGAUAACUCCUGAGCUGGAAGCACCCGAGUACGAUACAAUCGUCCCCGUAGAUCACAUCCGGAAAGUGAUCGCCGAACUGAUUGAAAAGGAGCAAAAGUACAUUGAAACGCUUGAUCAGGGCAUUCGUAACUAUGUCCCCGCGAUGUACGCACAAACACUGCCCGCGGCACUGCGUGGGUUGCGUAAUAUUAUUUUCAUCAAUCUGGAACAAAUACUGCGCCUCCAUCGGGAUGACCUUCUGCCCGAUCUGGAGCGUGCUGCCAACUCAUCAGCAACGGCGUCAGAGAAUAGUGUCCAAAUGGCGGCAAAGAUUGCUGAAGUGUUUCUGAGCUACAUCGAGAAUGAACGGUUCUACUGCUACGUACAGUUUGCAAUGCAUCAGGCUGAUUCGGAAUCAUUGCGAUUGCGAUACCACGAUUACUUCCUCAAGAUCCAGCACGAUCUUGAUGAUAAGCUGGGAUUGAACAGUUUGUUGCUGCAACCGAUACAACGAUUACCGCGAUAUAAGCUACUGCUGAACGAGAUGGUAAAGAAUUUACUAACGGAAGGAGAUGGAAAGCGCACGUUGAGCCGAAGGACGGCUUUACUGUGUAAAGUUGACAAACGGCUUAGCUUAUUGAUCGAUCGCGUUAAUCAAGCCAUCAAUAUACAUGACAUCCGGCAGUGUGGAGGUAGCCAACUGGCAACAAACUCAAGUCUAAAGCAGGAUAUUCCGCUGACAUUAAUUCUUCAACCGGAAGGGAAUCGGAAUCCGGCACGAGAUACUCCCAUAAAUCUUCUCUACCAUGGAAAGUUCCAGCGUCUCUUCUUAGUCGACAUCUACGACACAAACGUGCGCCGGAAGUACAGUGGAAAGUUGUUUGCAUUCGAAAAACUACUUCUCUACGUUGAGAUACAGCGUGACCGGUUGGAGUAUCGGGGCCACUUCAGUGAUAGUGAGGUGUGCUAUCUUGAGGAAGGCAAAAACCGACUUAUCCUGUAUGCUGGUCCUCGCGGUACACAAGAAAUCAUCGUACAAUCGGACACCAACACGGAACUUCAACCACUGGUAGCAUUAGUGUACACGAUGGCAAAGGCUGUGAUAUACGAUUCGGUAGAGAUUGAUGAUCGUACACCUUCGAAUAUAGUGGAGGAAGUGGAAGAUGACCAGGAUGGCCAGGAUCCAACACCCAGUGAGGCAGAUAAUAAUUGGGACGAGCAUAAGCUAACGUCUUCAUUGAUCGACGCUCAACAGCAAUUUCUUGAGGUCUUAAAAGCAAAUCAACGCUUCUAUCUGGACACACUCAGCGUGGAUGUAAAGUCGAAGUUGACAUCUUUCAUAAGUGCCUUCGAAGCGAUCAUGGAACUUCAUCAAGGGAUCUUGCAAGAUCUUGCCCAACCACAUGCGGAUCCUGAUAAAGUGUGUCAAUGUUUCGACCGUUACUUAAAGACUGAUGUUUUCGAUCCGUACUACGAUUACCUUCGUGAGUUUCGGAAGGCUACAAAAUGGAUCCAGCAUAGCCAAACGCCUUCGAACUUCAACAAUCGUGUCGCCUCCACGGUAAAGCAGUUCACCUUCCUUUGCAUCGAACAUAUGCAGGAGUAUAGCCGCUACUUCGAGGUACUCAUCGUCAAAUACUCGGAGAACAGUACGCUCAACAUUCCCAUUGACACGGAGCUUUUCCAACGGUUAGCGUACGUGCUAGUACAUCUAAAUACCUACCGAAAUAAUCUCGCCGUCAAUUAUGAGCUGUUCCUGAUCGAUGAAAACGCACCGGCUUGUGGAAUGGUGUGCCACAGCGAACGUGUGACGCUUAUCAAUCCACCAGUCGCUGCCGAUACCGGCCCUUGUCGUUUAUUCGUGUGUGAAAAGGCGGCCAUCUGCGUUAAGGUUCAGGAUGUUCCUGAGGACGAUCAGCAGGUCGAACGAUUCGUGCGGGUUUUAUUUUUCGACCGAUUUCAAGGCCGUGGAGUACCGAUGCGUAUGCGCAAAAGCAAACGUGAACUGCAGCGGUUAAAUUUCCUAAUCAAUGGGUUUAAGUUUCGGAUGGACUUCGAUAGUACGCAGGCUCAGAGUACGUUUUACAGCAGCUACGUCAACCGAUACAUUAUGAUAUAAUUUGUUUUAAAUCAAAUUAAAGCUGUGUAAACUUUGAAAAGACAAUUACCAAAUAUAAUUUGUAAGGAUCUCACACA